Messenger RNA from Pelobates cultripes (western spadefoot toad), 450 nucleotides. Lineage: Eukaryota; Metazoa; Chordata; Amphibia; Anura; Pelobatidae. The record is from the annotation of a GenBank genome assembly.
AUGCAUAAGGAUGGGCUGGAUGAAUACAAAGCCGGAAUCAAUAUUGCUGGAAGAAAUAUCAACAACCUCAGGCACGCCGAGGAUACUACUCUGAUGGCUGAAAGUGAGGAAGAACUAAAGGACCUAUUGAUGAGGGUAAAAGAAGAGAGUGCAAAAGCUGCCUUGCUGCUCAACGUUAAAAAGACUAAGAUCAUGGCAAACAGCAAUCUUAGUUCCUGGCAAAUAGAUGGGGAAGACGUGGAGGAAGUGACAGAUUUUAUUUUCCUGGGAUCCAAGAUCUCUUCGGAUGGUGACUGUAGUCAUGAAAUUAAAAGACGUUUGCUCUUGGGGAGGAAAGCUAUGGCAAGCUUUGACAAGCUGAUAAAAACUAAAAACCAAAGAUAUUACACUAUCAGCAAAGGUCCACAUAGUAAGAACUAUGGUAUUCCCAGUAGUAACAUACAGAUGUGA